Molecule: messenger RNA, 1039 nt
Organism: Odontomachus brunneus
Lineage: Eukaryota; Metazoa; Arthropoda; Insecta; Hymenoptera; Formicidae
Product: F-box/LRR-repeat protein 3-like
Exons: 6
Coding region: 1-1014 (337 amino acids)
Biological process (GO): SCF-dependent proteasomal ubiquitin-dependent protein catabolic process
Cellular component (GO): SCF ubiquitin ligase complex
Source: RefSeq, a predicted model, not a curated record
AUGGAUAUAUUCCUCAAGGAGAGAGACUGUAGCUUUCCCCUGCUGGAGGAGUUUCUUCCACCACCGCCACCGGUGACCGACCGAUCGUUUUGCGGAAGACUAUGGUCUACGACAGAGCGAAAGGAUAUGAUACUACCAGCUUCUCAAAAUCAUCGUCUCACGAAUAUUCUCACGUGGCAUUCGAGAAUCACCCCAAAUAUAUUCGCAGUGAUGAACGCACCAGAGCUUGACGAGAUCGAUGGUGAGCGAUUUAAAUCCGCAGUGACGGUCUCCAAGGCGAGAAGAAUGGAGCAACGUCGCGACAGUGACGACGAGAGGAGCUCCAAGACGUUGCAUCUUCUACGAAUCAAAGGAUCUCUGCGGCUGUCGCCCGAAGGCAUCUUCGUUCUGGCCGACCACUGUCGUUGGCUCCGCGAAUUAUCUCUGUCAUACUCCUUAUUGAGCGACGAGUUACUUUUAGCGUUAUGCUCGAUGAAACAAAUUCAUUUGGAGACCUUACAAGUAGAGGCAUACCCGGAAGUGAGGCCUCUUCCACGCAUCAGCGAGAAGGCAUGGUCUGCAUUCUCGAAUCAUCUGCCCAAUAUAAAUCUCGUACUAUUGUCUUACAUGACUGACGACGACGAUCAAAAAUUGUUAUUCACGACGCACGUUCCCGUAACGCAUCUCUAUCUCGGCGAUACGCCGUCGCAAGCGACGAUAUCGAGGAUUAGCGAGCAGUGUCCGCGACUGAUAGAGCUGGUGAUCGCCGCGUAUGGGUCCGGUCCGAUCGAUCGCUUCUUGAUUUCGAUGGCUAAAAGUUGCGCGCAGCUCAGCGCCGUCGGUUUAGGCGACUGCGAAAUUACUUGUUCCGGACUGGCGAGAUUCGUCGCACUCUGCGCGCGUCGUCUUCAAGCGCUGCACGUUGCGGAAACGUCGCUAAUAGAAGACGCUGAAUUCGACAUCACCAAAGUGUCAGCGAAUGUGUCGUCGCUCCUCGGUCGGACGUGGGUGCCGGAGUACGUGCCGUUAUGGUGAUCUCUCCUAAAGAAGUAUCAGCGAA